This is a messenger RNA of Episyrphus balteatus (marmalade hoverfly), 1827 nucleotides long. RefSeq lists its product as uncharacterized. The record is from RefSeq and is a predicted model, not a curated record. The transcript has a single exon. Gene Ontology annotation, molecular function: RNA-DNA hybrid ribonuclease activity; nucleic acid binding. NCBI's taxonomy places the organism in Eukaryota, Metazoa, Arthropoda, Insecta, Diptera, Syrphidae. The coding region runs from base 1 to 1827 and encodes 608 amino acids.
AUGUUAAAUGGCAGAAUCAUUUACUCACAAUUGGGAAAUAGUACUGUAGAGAAAACAGUAACUAGGGGUACUCCACAAGGAGGGGUUCUUUCGCCUCUCCUUUGGAUCCUUGUGGUUAACAAAAUUCUUACAAAACUUAAAAGUCAAGGUAUAAAAAUAGUAGCUUAUGCAGAUGACAUAGUAGUUCUGAUAACAGGUAAGUUUCUUACCACCAUCGGAGACAUUAUGGAACGCGCACUCAAAGAAAUAUCUUCUUGGGCAGCACAAAAUGGUCUUGGGGUUAACCCCACUAAAACAGAAUUGGUUCUGUUCACGAAGAAAAGGAAACAAGGGGACUUUAAUCCUCCUAAACUUGAUGAUAUUCCUCUGAUACUUUCCAAAGAAGCUAAAUAUCUUGGAGUAAUCCUAGAUUCCAAGCUUACAUGGAAACGUAACACCGAAGAAAGAAUGAAAAAAGCACUAUGCGCUUUCUACACUUGCAAAAAAACCUUUGGUGCACGAUGGGGUAUGCGACCUCAAGUCAUCCAAUGGAUGUAUACGGCGAUUAUUCGCCCCAUACUUACCUAUGGUUCGAUCGUAUGGUGGGAAGCUGUUGAGAAAUCAAGCUAUCUCAAGAACCUUAACAAAGUACAGAGAUUAGCGUGUAUAGGGAUUACAGGGGCACAAAGGUCUACGCCACAAGCAGGUUUAGAAAUGAUCUUGGACCUUCCAGUCCUGGACGAGUUCAUAAGAUGCACGGCAGCCAAAAGCGCACUUCGAUUAAAAGAACUGGGCUACUGGAAGCAAAACACUUAUGGUCAUGGGUCUAUCAUGCAAAGAUACGACACAGUUCCUGGAUUGGAAGCGACUACAGAUUACAUUCCACCCUUGAUAGAUUUCAAUAAAAAAUUUUCCAUUUUAAUACCAGAAAGAAAAGGAUGGGAUCACAAUUCGCUUAUCAGCAAACAAGGAAUACCCUUCUACACUGAUGGUUCAAAAAUGGAAUCAGGAACAGGAGCUGGGGUGUUCUGCAAACCUCUCAAUAUUAGAGAAUCAUUCAGACUCCCAGACGAUUGUAGUGUCUUUCAGGCUGAAAUUUUUGCUAUAGAGAAAGCGGCAGAAUUGGUACUCAAAGAAAAACUAAUCUCCUCGGAGAUUACAUUCUUUGUGGACAGUCAGGCUGCUAUCAAAGCUCUAGACAGUGAGACAAUAAGAUCCAAGGCGGUUUUAAACUGCAGGAAAAGAAUCAAUAGUAUUUGCUACACUAACCAAGUUAAACUCUGCUGGGUUCCUGGACAUAGCAAAAUAGAAGGGAAUGAAAUAGUGGAUGAACUAGCUAGGUUAGGCUCAGCAUCAAAUGAGAAUAUUAGCAUCCAAUUAGCAAAGGGACCAGAUAUCCCUAUCGGUGUGCUCAAAAGGAGAAUAGACCUAUUGACUAGAGAACAAAUCAAUAACACCUGGAAAACUAGGGACGAUUGCAUUAUUUCUAGAAGUUUAUGGCCCAAAACCAAUGAAAAAGAAACUCGGUAUUUAUUAUCCCUGAGCAAAAAGAACAUUAGAGUCUUGAUAGGUGUACUAACGGGUCAUUGUGCCAUUGGCACAAUGGCUAUUAGAAUGGGUGUAUUUGCACCUGAUUUCUGUAGGAGCUGUCAAGAUGUAGAGGAGAUAGAAUCCAUUAAACACCUGCUCUGCGAAUGUCCAAACCUCCAAACAAACCGACUUCGUUUCUUUGGAACGAGGUUCGUGGAUGAACUGGACGAUCUAGCGCAGGUACCAAUGGCUAACAUGAGAAAAUUUAUUGAGAGUACAGGAUGGUUCGUUAAUGAGCCAGUCUUUGUAAACCGAUAG